Molecule: messenger RNA, 2651 nt
Organism: Penaeus chinensis
Lineage: Eukaryota; Metazoa; Arthropoda; Malacostraca; Decapoda; Penaeidae
Exons: 20
Coding region: 1-2574 (857 amino acids)
Source: RefSeq, a predicted model, not a curated record
AUGGCUCCCACAUGCUCGCUGGCUGCCACGCUGGCGUGCCCACACAGUGGGCAAGGGCCGCACCCAAGCCAAGCGGGCAAAGGGGCCGCACCCAAAACCUACAUCCCUAUGCGCUACCGAACAGAACCUAUAUCCCUAUGCGCUACUGCAACUGGUUUACCCCACAAUUUCCCUGAUAUACUUCGUGCCCUCCGUGAUUAUCAAAUCAAGAUUGUCAAUGGAAGUGGCAAUCAUAUCUCCUCAACUAUUUGCACAAGAGCAACACCUAGAAUCGUUGAAAGCAAUGGAUUUAAUACAGAAGAAUAUCAAACAUGUUUCGAAAGAAAAUAUAGAAAUGAUAUAAAAAGUAUAGAUAUAUCUUCUGACACCCAGUUUUUAAGAGGAUUUCUGUUAGAAACUUCACUUUUUCAAGGUUUUCCAGACCUGAAAAUGAAAAUGCUGGAAUUCAAGGUUUUCCAGGAACUAGACUUGUCUGCAAUAAUGUACGAUAAUGGUGCUAAUGAGGAUCAUGCAAGUGUUUUGGUUAUAUACACUGAAAACUGCAAGGACUAUGGGUCAUUUCUUAUGUCUAGUAAUAGAUCCCAAGCAUGGUGGAAGAUUGUCAACAGGACAGAUUUGUUUAGGAAGACCUGCCAGCAACUAGGAAUAUUCGAGAACGGAAAGACAGACUGUUCUGAGGUGACGUGGUGGAGCCGUGGACAGGUGCCGGCGCCGAGGCUAGCCAUGGGAACGGACAGUUGCUGGCGACCAAGGGCGGUGUCGGCGCUCACUCGCGCACGGACAGGCGACAUGGCGUGGCUGGCACUUCUGUUCCUGAGCUGUGCCCUUCUGACGGGGAGCGACGCGGCCUCCCGGCUGGCGCCCGCCCUCGAGGAACUCACGACGCAGUACUGGGAAUGGAGGAUCCAAGAUGCACCCGAGUACGCUUCUUUCGUGGGCAUUCACGAGCACGACCACCUCCUGGACGACAUGUCUUUGGAGGCCUAUCAGCGGCGCUUCAACCAGUCGCAGGUCUUUUUGGAUAAAGCUGAGGCCUUAGAGGGCGAGCUCACGGAACGAGAGGAUCUGGUCAACCUCAAAAUCCUGAAGAGAGAACUGGAAACCUACAUUACAGGGUUUCCUUUCAAAGGCUUCGUGUUGCCGCUGUGUUACAUGGAGGGAGUCCACACUGACUUCGAGCGGCUCAUCAGCUGGAUGGUCUUCGAGACAACGGAGGACUUCCAGAAGCUCCUCUCUCGCUUCGAAAAGCUCCCGCAGCAGCUGCAGCAGGUUCAGCGGCUGAUGGAUGAAGGCGUGGCCACCGGCAUAGUCAACCACGCCAUCUCCAUGAAAGGCGUGGCUGAGAGCCUGGGGAGGUUCGUGGUGUCCCAGGCCGAGGACUCGCCGCUGUGGGAAAGAUUCACAACCUUCCCCGACUCCUUCACGCAAGAGGAGAUCACAGCGUUGCAAGAUCAGGCGAGGCAGCUUAUUCUGAAUGAGAUUUCUCCCGCCUUCAAAGUCCUGCAAGACUACGUGCAGAACGAGUACACGACCAGACCAGAGAUCGCCGUCACCAGCCUCCCCGACGGCGAGGACCGCUACGCUCAGCUGCUCAGAUUCCACACCUCAACCAGUCUGACAGCAAUUGAAAUUCAUCAGUUGGGUCUAGACGAAGUCACUCGCAUCGAGGGAGAGAUGGCCAAAAUCGUCGAGGAGCUGGGAUACGACAUGACGGUCCCUGAGUUCUCUGCAAUGAUUAGGAAUGACUCCCGCUUUUACUACGACAAUGCAGACGACCUUCUGGCGGGGUUCCAGGACCUUGCAUAUAACGUGAUUCCUCCAAAGAUUCCCGAACUCUUUACAAACAUACCCACAUCUGAGUUACAGGUGGUGGCUGAUCCAUCCCCUGACGGUGUGGGAGCCUACUACCUGGCUGGAGCUUAUGAUGGAUCCCGGCCGGGCAUCUUCUACGUCAAUACUUACCACUACGAUGCUCAACCCAAGUACGAGAUGAUGACGCUGUCUCUGCACGAGGGCAACCCCGGCCACCACCUGCAGGGCUCGCAUAGCAUCGAGUCCAUGAACAUGCCCUUCUUCAGGCGGGCAAUGGAGGACCGCAACUACUUCCAGGCGCCGUCGAGGUUCCCCAUGAACACCGCCUUCACCGAGGGAUGGGGACUCUAUUCCGAAAGUCUUGGCUUUGACCUCGACCUCUUCGGAGACCCAUAUGACAGGUACGGCCAUUACUCGGACGAAAUCUUCCGCGCGUGUCGCCUGGUGGUGGACACAGGCAUGCACGACGGGCGCCUGGGGUGGACACGCCAGGAGGCUAUCGACUUCAUGUUUAACCACACAGCCAUGGCGCUCGUUGAUGUUGAGAAUGAGAUCGACAGGUACAUCACGUGGCCGGGCCAGGCCGUGUCCUACAAAGUCGGCCAGCUCAAGAUCUCCGAGCUGAAGGCCAAGGCAUCGAGUGAGCUCGGCAGUGCUUUCGACGUCAAGAAGUUCCAUGACAUCGUGCUCGAGUCUGUCGGGCCACUCGACGUCGUCGAGGAGGAGAUCGACGCCUGGAUCGCGGCCGGCGGGGGGCCAUAGAAGCCAAGAAAAAAACGAAGGCGAAGGCGCGCAAAGGCAACCAUGUUCUUUUACAGAUAGUAAAGAGAAAAGCAAGA